This is a messenger RNA of Porites evermanni, 3008 nucleotides long. The record is from the annotation of a GenBank genome assembly. NCBI's taxonomy places the organism in Eukaryota, Metazoa, Cnidaria, Anthozoa, Scleractinia, Poritidae.
AUGGCAAAGGCGGCAUCUUUGGCGGACAGCUUAGGGAAGCAUUUAGAAUGUGCAGUGUGUCUUGAGCAGUACAAGGAACCUAAAGUUCUACCCUGUCUUCACUCUUUUUGCAAAAGAUGCCUACAAGGACUUUUGACUCGAGAGGAAGCAAAGUCGAAGAUAAGUUGCCCAACAUGCCGCUCGAGCGCUGAGGUUAGUUUAUUUGAAACAAAGCUCUAGCUGUUUUCAAAUUUCUACCGAUGUUGGUGACGCAAAAUUGUUCUUAAUAUGUACAAGUCCCACGAAUUACGAGGAAAACAAGUAAAAUACAUUUUUUGCUUCUCGGAUUGGAGUUUGGAUACACACCUAAUGUUUUGACUUUUACGUACAGUCCUAGAAACAACGUUUUCGUGUAGCUAGGCUGCAAGACAGUUCUUUGUUCACUCUCUCAUGUAUAAAUAUCUAAUAGAAGAUUUUUAUUGUUUCACCCACACUUCGAAACCAUACAGUGGGGCGACUCAACACAGUUUUUUUAAUCCUUUUCACUUUACACGUGAGAAUCUUUAUCAUGAGAUUAUAUGCAACUAAUAAGCUUUUGAAGAAAAAGUGCAAGGACAAGCUAAGGAAAGACCAAAAGUCAUAGAAAGUUGUCAGUAGAAAUUUAGUCUUUAUUCGUUGCGCGCGUGAUCACAGCGCGCGGCUCAACGCGGAAGUCUUGAGCAUGCGUACUAAGGCAGCAACAACAUCUUAAAAUCUACUUAUUAAAAUUUAACAAAGUUUGGUGAAGAAUCCUUUUCCUAUUUUAAGUAGUGAAGGUUACUAAAAAUAUCACGAGCUGUGUGCAAAAUUAUAAAGAAAUUUAAUAAUUGGAUUAAUUUUGCAAAAAUCCAAUAAAUUCAAUAUGUCAGGCAUGAUUAUCAUCAAGCAUGUUACCAUGGCAAUGACCAAAAUCUUACUUUUAACCUUAUAAAUGUCAUGUCUCAUAAAUAUAUUUUUGCCAAAUGUUAAAUAUUUAUACCUGUGACAAGUCUUGAAUACAACCUCAAUGAAUGGUAACAAUCAAGAACCUUUCAAACUGUGUUAACCUACCUUUACUUGCGCAAGAUAUUAAUAGCUGAAGGCAUUAGGCAUUUGUUAGAGUGCUUUUUGAAAACCAUAUUGUUAUGAUUUAUUGUGUGCAGAUUCCUCAAGGAAAAAUUGAUUUGCUACCAGCCAAUUUCUUUGUCAACAACUUAUUAUCUGUGGUUGCUCUUCAUGAAGAUUCCGGUGGUUCUUCUCUUGAAUGUGAUAACUGUGAAAGUGGAGAUCCACCAGUCAAUAGAUGUGCAACUUGCUCAUAUUUCCUUUGUGAGUUUUGCACUAUAUCUCAUCAACGAGGGCGUAACACCAGGUCUCACAGUUUGAUGACCCUGGAAGAAGCAAAAAAGAUGGGAUCAGCAGCUGUAACAAAGCCAGUAAUAUGCAAAGAACAUGAUGGGGAGGUGAUAAAAUUGUUUUGUAAGACAUGUGAGGAAGCUAUUUGUAGAGACUGCACCAUCGUAAAGCAUCGUGAUCACAAGUACACUUUUGUGAAGGAUGCCUUUGCAGAGGGCAAGGAAAGCCUGCAUAAAAUUCUGUCUGACACAGAAACAAAAGCAACUGCUCUCAAGGAGGCCAUAGAUGGUGUCUUGGAAAUGAAGGGAAAUGUAAAUUCUUAUGCAGUUGAUAUUGAACAAGAAGUUGAAAAGUGUUUUAAGAAUCUCAAAGCUUGCCUUAAUAAUCGUCGUAGCCAGUUGAUCACUGAAAUUAGAAAAUUUAGUGAGAAAAAACUUAAUUCUUUACAAAGUCAGCAAGAAGAACUGGAGACAGCUUUUGCAAAGGUACAAAGCAGCUUGGAUUUCACCAAAAAGGCACUUGAAAAUGGGAGUGAAGUUGAGAUCUUAAACAUGCAAAAGCAUGUUUCCAAUCGAUUGCAGGAUUUGAACUCUACCAAGUGGCAGCUGGAACCAUGUGUUAAUGAAGGCAUAAAAUUUACUGAUGACAAACAAUUGGAACAUUAUAUUAAAACAUUUGGAAAUGUUACUGACAAGGUUUCUUUAACUUGUGCUUUUUUGUCAACAGUAACAAUGGAAAAUGGAGAGGAAGGUGUGAUGUACAAUACACUGUCUGGACAGCCAGUGAACUUUAUUAUUAAUGCAAAGGAACACACUGGGAGAAGGCAAAUGGAAACAAGUGAUGUCUUUAACGUGUUAAUAACCCCUGUUAACUCACAUUCCGGGAACACACCUGUGAAUCAGAAAGUACAAAACUGUGGAAAUGGUACAUACAGUUUUUGCCAUACUCCAACCCAAGCAGGCCAUUACAAGCUCUCUGUGCAGCUGAGGAAUGGUCAUGUUAAGGGAAGUCCGUUCACAUGGAUUGUUGAGAAGUGGACUCUUACAACUUUUUCUCCAAAGGGCAGUGAAGGUCAAUUACAAUUACUUGAAGAAAAUAUGACAGCUCAGUACAAUCAGGAAUCCUUCAGAGGUAGGACUCAUCAACCUGUUUAUUAUGAAUACGGUCACAGUUCUUGUUCUGACAGAGGAUCCUACAUCAAUGCUGUGGGUUAUGUUGGUUUUACUAGUGGGAAACAUUUCUGGAAGUUUCAGAUUCAUGGGGAGCUCUCGUUUGGUGUCAUCACCAGUAAAGGAAGCAGUCAUAGGAAAAUGUUGCUCACACAAAAUAGCAAGUGGCUGUGGAAUUCUAGAAAGCAGCAACAUACAAUGUGGUCAUAUUAUGGUGAAGAAACUUCAUGUGCAAAUGGCAACAUUGUUGAACUCUACUUAGACUGUGAGCGGGAGACAUUAAAGAUGCACAAUUCACGUACUGGACAAUCAGAUGAUUGGGAUGGAGUGAAAGGAGAAGUUUCACCAUUGUUUCAGUUGGCCAAAAAUGGAGAUAGGGUUUCUUUGAAGAUAAAAAAUGUACUGCAAACAAAUGAAGCAUGUGCUACCAGAAGAGACAGAAAUAUGCACAUGAUGAACCAAAUAAUAUUUCAAAAACACCACUAA